UCUUUUCAUCUGAAUAGUAGCUUGCAGUCCUAGAUCACCAAAAAUUUACUCACCAUAUCGACGCCAUGUCUUCAGCCGAAAAUCCCGAGCCUCAGGAUGAAGGAGUCACGACAACCAAGUCAACAUUGCCUCCUGGUAGUAAGAGCUCCUCCUCUCUCCCGCCGGCUGUCGAGUCCCAGCCCCGUUCCGAUGCACACUCGGAGGGCGAAAGAGAGGCGUCAGAAGCAGCGAAAGUCCUGCCAAGUCAUUCCGACAUCCAAAUUGAAGAGAGGCCAAGACAUGAAGACCUCGCAACAGCAAGCCCUCGUUCCGAAGAGAAGCAAGUGCAGCAGAUGAUUGUUCCGAAUAGCGCCCAGUUAAUGGUCACGCCGCUGGAACAAUUGACUACGAAACCGGCGCAAAUAGACUGUCCUUACUGCCAUCGAUGCACAAUGACCUCGGUUACCGCGGAAGGCACUUCGAUGCAAGCCGUCGUGGGCGUUCUGUUGUGCUUGAUCUGUGUUUGUGCGGCUUGUCUCCCUUGUGCGUGUGGCUGGUUCGAGAAUCACCAUGUCUACUGUUCAUCUUGCAGGAAAAAGGUAGCUAUCAUCUCCGACGAUGGUUUUGUUCAAGUUAUUCGGCCCGUUGAGCAGCGUUAAGUGCCAUCUGCUUUCCCAGCGAAAACUCAAUACAUGUAGUACAGAAAUAGGUUUUUUUUUCUGGUUUUCUAUAUAAAGGUCAUGUACUUGUGCAAAGGGGUGACACACGCACCUUAUCACUAACAUUCUAUUUAAGAAGUGUUAACGU
This is a messenger RNA of Cryphonectria parasitica EP155, 786 nucleotides long. RefSeq lists its product as uncharacterized. The transcript is spliced from 3 exons. The record is from RefSeq and is a predicted model, not a curated record. The coding region runs from base 66 to 638 and encodes 190 amino acids. Lineage: Eukaryota; Fungi; Ascomycota; Sordariomycetes; Diaporthales; Cryphonectriaceae.